AUGCGUCGGUGUACUACUCUGACUGCACUUUGCCGGCCUAGUGCUUCCCCAUCCUCCUCGACAAUCCUGCAUUCACGGCACUACUCUGGUCUACCUGUGUAUCUUGAAGACUCAAAGUCAAGCGAGCUGUCUCCCGAAGAGAAGGAGGAGCGAGAAGCGCGGUUCCGUCAACGCAAAACGGAAUGGAAAAGGAGACAAGGGGGUCAAACUUUUCUUGACCACAUGAUUGUCACAGUCCGCGCAGGUAGAGGUGGGGACGGCUGCGUAGCCUUUCAUCGCGAAAAGUUCCAGCAGUACGGGCCACCCUCCGGCGGAAACGGCGGCCGCGGAGGCGAUGUGUACAUCCAACCCACAUCCCAUCUAACGACACUGUCCUCUGUCUCUCGACGAGUGCGCGGCAAUGCGGGCGGAACAGGCUUGGGCACCUUCCAGAACGGUCGCGCAGGCGAACCUACUAUAAUACGCGUCCCGCUCGGUACCAUCGUGCGCGAACUUCCACGCGGAGACCCGCGUCGACAACCAGACGAAUGGGAAGCGCAUGAAGCAGACCUUGAGGGUCUCGACACCGAAGAGCGGCAGGCUGAAUGGCGCCGUCGCCGCUUCAUUCACUUCCCGAACUACGAGGAGAGCAAUAUGGAUCGCGCCGCAUUCAAAGACGCCAUUUGGGAGUUGACGAAAAUGGAGCGGGAUAUGCGAAGAGCUCGUCGAGAGCGCGAUGCUGCACCUUUACUACUCGACCUCAAUGUCGAAGAUGUUGUGGAACGACCGGCAGACUCACCGCUAGGGCUACCGCACGCGCAGAACUAUGGCACGUUGGUUGCAUCCGGUGGCACUGGCGGCUUUGGCAAUCCUCACUUCCUCGGUGGUAACCACCGUUCGCCAAAAUUUGCCACUCGUGGCUAUGACGGCGAGCGAGUGACGCUCGAACUCGAGCUGAAGAUCCUCGCGGAUAUUGGCUUCGUUGGCAUGCCCAAUGCUGGCAAGAGCACAUUGUUGCGUGCUCUCACGGUCGGUCGGGCGAAGAGCGAGAUUGCGAGCUACGCCUUUACGACGCUGAAUCCCUACGUGGGCGUUGUACGGGUCGCUGUUACCGGCGAGCUCAUGGGCGGUUCUCUGAACCAGGUGUACGAUAACACCCUCGUCGAAGAAGAGCGAGAUCGUCAGCUGAUGGAGAGCGGUGAACUGGCCAACAUACGCUCGAGAAAUCAGGAGCUCAACGACAGUUUGGAGGGGGCGCCUGAGUCCGGGCUUGAAGACUUCCGGUUCACCAUCGCCGAUAAUCCGGGUCUCAUUGCACAAGCGUCAGAAAACGUUGGACUGGGACAUUCCUUCCUGCGCUCAAUGGAACGGUCGCUGGCCUUGGUUUACGUGGUUGACCUCUCUGGCGACGCACCCUGGGACGAACUACGCGUAUUGAAGGAUGAACUGGAGAAGUAUCAGCAAGGAAUGAGCUCGCGCGCUAGGAUGGUCAUCGCGAACAAGGCGGACCUGUUCGACAGUACCAAUCCUCAGGCAGUAGCCGAGGCUCGAGAAAAGCUAGCGACGCUGGAGAGGGUUGUAAGAGAAGAGUUCGGUCCGCUGGAUGUCGUACCAACGUCUGGCAAGUAUAGCCAAAACUUGAAGAAGGUUGUCCGGCUCAUGCGGCAGUAUGUUGAACAUGCGCGAGCUUCAGGUCCCUAG
Peniophora sp. CBMAI 1063 is the source of this 1680-nucleotide messenger RNA. The record is from the annotation of a GenBank genome assembly. Lineage: Eukaryota; Fungi; Basidiomycota; Agaricomycetes; Russulales; Peniophoraceae.